Ylistrum balloti is the source of this 2063-nucleotide messenger RNA. RefSeq lists its product as uncharacterized. NCBI's taxonomy places the organism in Eukaryota, Metazoa, Mollusca, Bivalvia, Pectinida, Pectinidae. The transcript has 3 exons. The record is from RefSeq and is a predicted model, not a curated record. Bases 71 to 1318 code for a protein of 415 amino acids. Gene Ontology annotation, molecular function: protein binding.
UAUCUUGUAAGCAGGAGUAUUAAAGAUAAGUAGACAGUGGACAAUUGAUCAAAGUUGUAAAAAUCACAACAUGCCGACUAGCACUUUAGCUCAGGAGUGUAGCAGUCAGGAGGUGAACUUUCAAUCGGGGAAAAAAUCCUCAAUACAGGAGAAAAACUUUAAGAAACUUCAAGUUUCUGUGAAACCAUCGAGUGAAGAAGCCAGCUAUAUAAGCCCGGCUGUUACCAGUGCCAAUGUCCUUCUGAAACACGGAGAGAAAGAUCAAAACUUUUGCCGUUUCGAAUACAACCAGAAACACUGUAGUGGACAUUACAGUCAACAGAAUGGGCAUAUGAACGAAUACGCUGCCACGUACAUACCUUCUGAAAACAGCAAUAAAAUGGAUUCCUAUGUAGACCUGAGUCAAUGUGAAAAAGAAAACAAAAGAAAUUCGCAAUAUCGACAGCAAGUAACGAACGCUGGUCAUUCCAAUGUCCAGGCAGUCAGUGGACACAAACAGUAUGUAAACCCAAAACAGAUCCAUACACAAAACCAUUGUACAAUUCCCAUAGACAAUUGUGUUCCACAGAAUCAUAAUCACUUGUGUUCGAACGUGUGUUCGAAAUCUCAGAGGUCUUCCAAAAGGAGAUGCACAUUAUUAUCCUGUUUCGCUGUGACAAUCCUCCUGCUACAGCUUGUAUGGAUGGGGCUUUUUGCGUGGAUUCUGUUUGACAAGAUCGACAUCCUUCAAUUAGGCGGAGACAAGGGACAUAUUGUGUCCCCGAAAGGCCACGCCGGACAGGACCAUGAUGAUUCAAAUGAAAUCACGAGAGCUCCAGUGCAAUACAAAGAUCCUCCACACUAUCCGACGUACGCCCCGCCCAUGACUAACAAACCACGACCAGAACUACCGACUUUGGGAAUUAAAAUGGAGAUUGAUCCCUCUUUUUUAACAAGCCAAGGUAACACGGUGAUGUGGACAUAUCCGGAUGAGCGCCACCUAACGGGAAUCGAGUACCACAACGGUUACUUCCGGGUCAACGUCACCGGCUUCUACUUUGUGCAGUCGACACUGAGCCUUGACCAUCGUCCAAAUAACAACGAAGGUGGAGGUAACAUCCGGUUGAAUCAUUGCAUCAAAGUAGACGGACGACCGAAGAUGGAUGUUUGUGAAAACAAACAACUGUCGCCUAUUAAGGCUGGAGGAAGUACAGUCCAGGAUCCCAUGAUGUAUCUUGAGAGCGGAAAUAGUGUACAUGUGUCAAUUAGUCACAUGACCAAAAUCUACGAUAGUGUGGCAGAAAAUAGAUUUGUAAUGUUUCUGCAAAGAACUGUAUGAAUGUUAUUAGUGAGGGUAAGGGUGUGUGUUAAGUGAAAGGAUGAAUUUGUGUGUGGCCCAUAUGAUGUUUAUCAAAUUUCAUGCACUUCCGGAAUUUGUAUUCGGUGCAUCAUAUGUUAAAUCGACAUGGAAUUAGGCAUGCAGUUCAUCCUAUUCGAACAAUGUAGUACUUAUAGAUUCAAAACUCGUCAACAGGCCUGAGAAAUUUGCUUUAACCUAGAGCACUUGAACAGAUAUUUCAAAUUUGAGAUAAGCAUGUGUUUUCGGUCAUAUUACAAAAAAAAAAUACACAUGACGUGUCUGACAGAAAUACAUCAUGGUAUUUUACCAAUAAAGUGAGAUUAUCCGUAUAUCGUUCAUCUUUUGGCAAACGCUUGCUCUUGUGAAUGUUUUGAUAUACGCCUUUCCUAAUCACAGAAGCUCUUUGAAAUCAUGUACAUAUGUUUAUGGAUUUUGAAUCUGUUCUAGAAACCGCAAAGCUGUGAAAAAGUGAUGCACAAAUGUAAAGGAGUGACGAGCGUGUCUGGUGUGUUGGCGUGUGAGGAUGUAAAUGAGAGAGAGAGCACGUGUUUUUUUGCGGUUUGACAAUAAGAAGCCUCCAGCGGCGCCACGAGUUCGUAUAGAUAGAUGUGUUUAGAGUAGUUUUCACGUUUAAUGAGAAUAAAAUCAAAAUAAUUAAUUGUGCAAAGUUUGAGUCGAGAAGGGCAUUGUAAUGGCGGUAACAAACCUCUUCAUCACCUGCGCC